AUGUUCAGCCGCCUCGCUAGGCCGCAGAGCGCUUUGCGCGCGGUCUCUUCAUUCUCUCCACUCUCUCAGACACCCUCCUCCGCUCUCCCACGCUUCCAGUCCCGGAGCAUCCAUCGUCUACCUCAAUUGCAACAUGACGCGUACUACAAAGAGAAUGGAGUUCCGGAAUUCAUGUCUCCCGAUGCAUUUGACUUUGCCUGGACCCAGUACCAAACAUUCCUGAUCCAGAAGCUCAACGGGUUGACGCAAGACACCGUUGAUGCGGAUGCGAAACCCGGAGAAUUGCUGGUCAAGUACUCGCGGCGUCCGGAGAUGGCCUCCCUGUUUAACUACGCCUCAAUGGCCCACAACAACCACUUCUUCUUCAACUGCCUGUCCCCGACCCCCACCCGGAUCCCUACAGCCUUCGCUGCCACCAUCACCGAAACCUGCUCGUCCGUUGAGUCCCUGAAGCUGGAUUUCCUGGCAACCGCCAAUGCGAUGUUCGGCCCGGGCUUCGUGUGGCUCGCCAAGAACCUGGACAGCCAGGGUCUGAUGCACAUCUUCUGCACGUACAACGCGGGAUCGCCGUACCCGGCCGCGCACUCGCGGCAGCAGCCCGUCGACAUGAACACGCACUCGCCGGACGCGCCGCUGGGCAACCAGUUCGCAGGAUCGAUGGGCGCACAUGCGCCGGGCCAGAAGACAAUGGCCCCCGGUGCGCUGGAUGUACAGCCCAUUCUCUGCGUCAACACGUGGGAGCACGCGUGGAUGAUGGACUAUGGCAUUGCGGGCAAGGAAGAGUACCUGGAGCGGUGGUGGGAUCGGAUUAACUGGGAUGUGGUGUUUGACAACUACAACGCCGUGGGUCAAAAGGCACAGCAGAAGGAUUUUAGACUGAGGGCUUGA
This is a messenger RNA of Penicillium lagena, 888 nucleotides long. It is a transcript of the gene sod4, whose product is annotated as mitochondrial 37S ribosomal protein mS42. Gene Ontology annotation, biological process: superoxide metabolic process. Bases 1 to 888 code for a protein of 295 amino acids. The record is from RefSeq and is a predicted model, not a curated record. Gene Ontology annotation, molecular function: metal ion binding; superoxide dismutase activity. NCBI's taxonomy places the organism in Eukaryota, Fungi, Ascomycota, Eurotiomycetes, Eurotiales, Aspergillaceae. The transcript has 4 exons.